UAUAAUGUUGUAAGAUCAUUUACAGAGUACAAAAAUGAAUUGUUUUGCAAUAAGCCUUAUGAGCAUGGAACAGCGAAAUCUUAUGUUGAUGAUUGUAAUGAAUUUGAAAGCUCAGAUUUAGAAUCGUCUACAUGUAAAUCUGUUUCUGCAUGCAAUGCAGUUUAUAAUUUUUUAAGUCAUUUACAUCGAACAAAUGAUCCUUCUUAUGCUGAAAAUGGAUUCAAAUAUAUGUACUAUUGGUUAUAUGUUGAUGUACUUGAUAGUAAGCUAAAUCAUUUCAAUACGAUUACAUUAUAUAAGGAUCUGAUUGAUAAAUAUGAAGAUCUUAAUGAUACUCCCAUAUUUAAAAAAUGUAUAAAUCAAUUAAACGAAAAAAAUUCCGAUAAUCUUAUAAAAGUUUUUACUUUAUAUAAUAAUUUUAAUAAAGUUAAAGAAGAUUAUACAUUUGAUAAAGACAAAUGUGACUCUGCUAAAAAAUGCGCUACUACAUAUAAAGAUUACAUAGAUGAAUGUCAUAAAAGUUAUGACAAAGAUUUUUGUGAUGAAUUAGAAAACUUUCGAGUAAAAUUUAAUAAUCAUCUUACAUCAAUAAAAAAUUGCGGUGACUUAAAAGAAUUACCAUCCUUCCAAGAGUCUUCACUAGCUACAACCACUUUACUCCCAGUUUAUGUAAUGUCGGCAAUAUCUUUUUUUUCAUUUAUUGCGUAUAAGGUGAGAAAAUUUUCUGUAAAAAGUGAUAACAAUGAUUUACAAUUUUUGGCAUACCUAUAA
Plasmodium cynomolgi strain B is the source of this 771-nucleotide messenger RNA. RefSeq lists its product as hypothetical. The record is from RefSeq and is a predicted model, not a curated record. Lineage: Eukaryota; Apicomplexa; Aconoidasida; Haemosporida; Plasmodiidae. The annotation marks the transcript as partial. The transcript has a single exon.